AUAUUUCAUCUUUCCACAAGAUGGUGCUUUUUUUCCGCUCUGUGCCGUUGAGACCCUUUUACUCAGUCCUCAACAACAACGGCAGCUGCUGACUUUAUUGAUUUCAUAUUCCAUUUCCCAGAAUAAGGAGAGAACAAUUUCAAGAAGUGCGCUCUUACACAGUUGUGGCUGGUGCUUAAUUGUAGGAUUUGGCCAUGAGAGACGUGUUUAAUUAUAAUUUUGAAGGAAAAAAUAAUAACUGUAUUUGAGAUUGAACUAUUUCACUUAAUAAUAACCGUUACGCGUGGGUGUGUUCACACGGCAGCGUGUAAGAAUCCUCCAUUAUUUAAAAUUCUUGGAGCGACUUUGUGACGAGCAGCUUUUCCCAUCCUGUUCAUCCAAGCAGCGCAGCCCAUCCCUCUUUUUUUUGCUCCGUGGGCGUGGUAUGAGUUGGGAAAACAAACUGCAGACACCCUAUGAUACUUCCUCACCCUGCAUCGGUUGAGUUGGCCCGCGGCACCUAGUCAGCUGGCUUGUGCGUAAUUCUCCAAACAGUGGCUUUACGCGUUUUUUCCUCCCCACGGGCGUUUUUUCUUUUCUUUUUGCGCACAGUUGCCACCAGGAGCGGCUGACAAUCUCCGACUCGCACUACUACUCCACAGUUUCUCUCACAUCAAAUGGGGGCAGCGGAUUGCAGCAGCAGCAGUAGCCGUGGGAGCAGAGCGCAGAGCGCACUUUGAAGAGGCUUCGGCUCCAGCUUCAGCCGAAAUGUACUAGUGGCACACGGCGGUUGUAGAGAACGAGGAAACGGUCUGAAAACGACGAACAUGAGCGGCGGGGAAGUCGUCUGCCAGGGCUGGCUGAGGAAGUCACCGCCGGAGAAAAAGCUCAGAAGAUAUGCGUGGAAGAAGCGCUGGUUCAUACUCCGUAGCGGCCGCAUGAGCGGUGACCCCGACGUUCUUGAGUACUACAAGAAUGACCACUCCAAGAAACCCAUCCGGGUCAUCGACCUGCACUGCUGCGAGCAGGUGGACGCCGGCCUGACCUUCAAGAGGAAGGAGUUCCAGGACAGCUUUGUGUUUGACAUCAAGACCUCGGACAGAACAUUUUACCUGGUGGCUGAGACGGAGGACGAGAUGAACAAGUGGGUCCGCUCCAUCUGCCAGCUGUGUGGGUUCAACCAGUCGGAUGACAACCACGAUGGCAGGUUACACCAUAUGCCACGUUCCGUCGGAGCAGAUGUCACCGGCUCCAUGGCUCCCCUGACUGUUGAACGCAAGUCUUCUGCCCCCAUCCACUCCAGCCAGCCAGUCCUCUUCACCUUUGAUGUGCCUGUGCGCCACUCACACCACGGUUCUUUAUCCAACAGUGCGCCCCAGGACUACCUCCUCCUCCACCAGUGCAUGAGCAGGAAGUCUGAGAGCGCAAGGAGUGCCAGUUUCUCCCAGUCCACACGAAGCAGCCUGUUUAUGGGCAGCGACUCUGCCGUCCAGAAACUCUCUCACGGCUUUUCCCACUGUCUGAAUGGCAUGGGUGCCCAGCUGCAUGGUUUCUACAGCCUGCCUAAACCAGGGAAGCACCAGUUACCGGGGCAUGACGACUCCCAGGAGGCCUGUUACGUGCUCCCCCGGGGUUACAGCUCGGAGGCACCGGCGCACAGCGCUCUAGGUGACUCCGAGCUGGAGAACGAGGAGGUCUACACCUUCAAAACGCCAUGCAACACCCUCGCCACCAUGCACAACAACGAGCGCCCAACUGACAAUUACGAUCUCCCUACGACGCCUGGCUCCUUCUACCAGAUCCCACGGACAUUUGAUAAGAAUCACAAUUCUUUGACACCCUCCAGCUCCGAGUCCUCCUGUGCCCCUCCUCCCAGGCCGCCUAAACCCAGCCAGGGGUCAGAGGGGCAGUGGGGGAGUCCCCAGUCAGUAGGAAGUCAGAACGGAGAGGUGACCUCUGCGGUUUCGGUUAUCCCACGCAGGAAUACUCUCCCUGCUGUUGAGAACAUCAGGCUGCACAGAGGCUCCUCCUUUGAAACUAACAGCCAUCAUCGUCCCAUCCAUUUCAACAACUCAGGCCAGUCUGUGGAGUCUGUCAAUGACGGUUUCAGCUCCUACUUGAGAACCAAAGCCCCUCUGACUCGCUCAGACAGCGGCAACUCAGAUGACAACUAUGUGCCCAUGAAUCCUGGCUCCUCACCACUCAGCGCUGCCCUGGCUGACAGUCCUAAGAAUAUCUACAUCCCCAUGAGCCCGGGGCCACAUCACUUUGAUUUCCCAGGAUUCUCCGCAACUCUACCUGCCCGCAAGGGGAGCAGCGCCUCCCUGUGUCACAGGCCCAGUCGUCUCAGUGAUGUCACACCUCCUCCCAUCAACCGCAACCUCAAGCCUAACAGGAAAUCGAAGCCAACACCUCUUGAUUUGAAGAACAAUGGGAUUAUUGACGAGCUGCCAUUUAAGAGUCCAGUCACCAUGUCCUGGAUCCGUCCCAUGCCUGCUAUGAACUCCAUGUCCUCGCAGCAUUGUCGACCCAUCUCCACACAAAGCAUCACCAGCACCGACUCUGCAGACAGUGAGGAGAAUUAUGUGGCUAUGCAGAACCCAGCGUCUACCUCUCCAGCUAUGAGUGGCACCAGCAGCCCAGCCCAGAGAAAGUGUGGUAACGUGGACUACCUAGCACUGGACUUCCAGCCUGGCUCACCCAGCCCACACAGAAAACCGUCCACGUCCUCCGUGACCUCUGACGAGAAGGUGGACUACGUGCAGGUGGACAAGGAGAAGACCCAGGCGCUGCAGAGCACCAUGCAGGAGUGGACCGACGUGCGGCAGUCAACAGAAACAGCCAAGGGGGUCAAGUCCUGACACUGACCUGUACAAAAAUAAAAUGUUUCCAAUCUUAACUAUUAUUACCAUGAAUACCGGUCGGGCUUGUUUAAGCCCGAGACUAUUGGACAAAAAGCCAUUAAUUAUCCUGCGCCUCUUCUCUGUGAUGGUUACUACUGCGGCGCACUGUUAACGUACAGAAUAUCAGGCCGUGUAGGUGAAGCACGCCGAGCCGAACCCCGAGCUCUUCACACAGACUGUUAUGUGACAGUGUAUGGACAUUAACGUGUACGUAUAUCAUCCUUACUUAUCAAUCAGUCCUUUUAUAAAUUACAGGUUGUUCAUCAAAGCUGGGCCACCACCCUCACCCCCCCACCCUCCCAUCCCCCUUUUGCAACUGUUUUUUCGGAGUUUAGCAGGUAAUUUUACUCAAUCGCUGCUGUUUAACACGGUAACUGGUCGAUAACCAUUUCAAUAUACUGUAAUAGUGCGCUUGCUGGUCUCAGGAAUGCCAGGAUGCACUCCAGUUUUUGGCAUGCAGGCACUCUCUCUCUCUCUCUCUCUCUCUCUCUCUCUCUCUCUCUCUCUCUCUCUCUCUCUCUCUCUCUCUCUCUCUCUCUCUCUCUCGCCACUUCAAUCUAUCAUUUGUGCUGAGUCGUGCAGAAGCAGCAAGGAGAUUAUUUUCACCGCGGGCAAUCAUUUCAGCUUAGCAGUGCAUGUCUGGUAAGAGGAGGAGGAGGAACAGUGUGUGUGUGUGUGUGUGUGUGUGUGUGGGGGGUUACAGCGAUAUAAAGAGUCCGUGUCAGAAGCUCUAAUGAUAACGGUGCAUGACUGUUGCUUCACUUUCAGUUAAGUAUGAGGCCCAAACAUAUUUAAAAGCUGUCAGGCUGGAUGAUGCAGGUACAAAGUCUGUAAAUGUACAGAAUGAAAAAAGAAAAAAACAAGAAAUAUCUUGUGUGUCUAUGUAGGUUGAGAUUUUAAAACAUUUCAUUUCAAACGUGCACUGACCGAGGCGAUGAUUGAGUCGGAGGAAAGUAAAUAUAAAUAUCUCCAUUUCUCCGUCUUUUGCCUCCCUCUCGAGACCAUAAAUAAAAUGCCCAAGUAGGAGGAGGAGAGUAGCAUAUUUAUGUUUACCAGAUUUCAACCAGUCGCUGAUUUAUGUCUCCGGGCGUUGAUAUACUAUACCACACACACACACACACACACACACACUCCCCCUGCAGCUCCAUCUCUGAAGAGUAAUUGUUUCCUCUGUGUAAAUUAUUAAUAGAACGACAUAUUUGCAGCACAUCUCGUCGGCUGUUUGAUGCACUUGUGUGAGACAGGGAAAAAAAGUGCACUGAGACGAAGAUGAAGAUUUGCCAGUGAUCGUUUUGUUACAGUAUGUAAAAACAACGGCGGGAGAGGAUGUUGUCUCCACUCCCUGAACUCCUAACCUUGUGCGAUUUGCCUUAUAUUUUCAUUUCACUGAAGAUUUUCAAAGUUUGCCUUGAUGAAAUUUCAUUAUUUGCCAUAUUAUUCAAGGAAGAGCCAUAUUGUUGUUGUUGUUUUUUUAGGACAAAUGAAUGAUGACGUUUGUAGUUCAACUUAAGUCCAGUAUUUCAUUGUGGGCUGGAACCACUGAAGGGUGAAUCUGAGUCGCGUGGCCGCGCAGUGCACGAUGAUAUUAUUAAUAAUUUCAUUAAGAUUUUCUUCUUAAUGUUUUUUCUACCAUUUUUACUGCUUUUGUAUUAUUUUUAUCGUUACUUUUUACGGAUAGGUUGUAAGAACGUGGUAUUCCUAAGAAACGGGGCAGGCUAAAUGAAGCUGUUUUGUUUCUACAUCUGUUUUAUUUCUUUUAAAACUCCCAUUUUUAUUGUUUUUUUAAUGAUCUGUACAUGAAACGGGGAGCAUGGCAGUUUGAGUUGCACUGGCAAAGCCCUUCUGUGGGUGAACUGUGAUUAUAAAUCACAAAAGAGCAGGAAUCGAAAAGAGGAAAGAGAAGACUGAAGAAAAAAGCCUGUCUCCCUGUUAGACUCUGAAGUAAAAUAGAUGUGUAAUUUAUUAUCUAGAGGGAGAGACUGCGACGUCGUGUGCAGAAGAGCUGUGUCUGUGUUGUAGUAGUUUGUGAAUUGUAGUAUGUUAAAUGACAGCCUGACUGGGCGACACUGAAAACACUGCUCAGAUCUACUGUCAGACUGUCACUGGGUUGACGUACUGUACUAGUAGACAUCAGUUUGUUUGUUUUUUUUGUUUUUUUUAACCACUUUUAUUGCUACUACUGUAAAGCGUUUUUGCCGAUUGCUCGUGUUUUAAUUUAUUAAUUUAUUGUGCGUUGUUUUUGGGUUUUUUUGGACUUGAUUAUUGUAAAAAAGGAAAAAAAGAAAAAGACGAAAAACACAACAAGGAAACGUUCUCUCUACUAACACUGAUGUAUGCAAGCAAAACUGUCUUGAUUUUGUAAAGCAAUAUGACCAAUGAUGCCAGUGUGAUGAUGAUGAUGAUGAUGAUGAUGAUGUGGUACAGUUAACUUGGGAUUCAAACGAAUACAAGGUUUUCUUAUUCCUGUAUUAUGGUAGAUUUAAACUGUGGACGUAGAAUAAAUCAAGAAGAGAAA
This is a messenger RNA of Solea senegalensis (Senegalese sole), 5397 nucleotides long. RefSeq names its product GRB2-associated binding protein 2 (gene gab2). NCBI's taxonomy places the organism in Eukaryota, Metazoa, Chordata, Actinopteri, Pleuronectiformes, Soleidae. The record is from RefSeq and is a predicted model, not a curated record. Bases 807 to 2840 code for a protein of 677 amino acids. The transcript has 10 exons.